UGCUGGUUUCGCUGCUUGGUUGCUGUAAACACCCGUUCUGGGAUACACACUCGACCUGCUGGUCUACACAAGUCGGUCUUUUCUGAUACGUUCAUACACUAAUACACACACUGCGCUAUGAUGUCUAACGUUGAUCUAUUUGUCUAACUCGGACCGUUCAACGUUUCAACGAACUCUUCAGCGACACUCUUGAAACUGAUCAGGUAGAGGUUUAAGGCAGUACUUAAGUAGAGUCGCUCACUUCAUGCUAGGACUUUCAUACCAUGCGAGCCAGUCAUAGCUGUCAAUCUUGUUCUCGAAGGAAGCGCAAAUGCGACUUGAAGAAACCAGGUUGUUCGCGAUGCCUCAAACUCAAGAUCCCCUGUCACUGGCCUGACUCCGUUCGACUAGCCACUUAUCAGCAGCAACAACAUGAGUCUGAUUGGAUGCAAUCGUUGCUGGUCAAGAUGCAAGGUGUACGACGACCCCUUGAAACGGUCAAGAUGCAUCAGAUGGCCGGUUUGUGGUGGCCAUUGCCACAACAGCAGAACAACGUACAUUCUGGACAGCAUGGACAGGUACUUGAUAUCUUGUCGACAGAAGCGAGUGAGUUGCUGUCCUCGGAUGCAUGGUUGACAGUGCCGAUACCACAGCGUCAGGAUUCUCUCGUCUCCAUCAUGUCAGAACAGACGCCUGACUGGCUCUUCAUUGAAGACUCACAAUCCCCAGCCCAAGCAAGCUCACCCGACUUCUUCACCUCGUCAAUCCAGGAAACACACCCAAGCAACUCCCUUCUCCCCUCAAUUAAACACAAACGCGACGCCUGUAUCGACGUCUUCUUCACAUGCUUCUGCACAGAAAUGGGAUUCCUCCCAUCCACCCUGGCAUGGAAACAACUCCUACCCUCCAUUAUGGCAUCCGCUGCUGGUGUUCGUGAUGCAAUAGCAGCAGUCGGUGGACUCUAUGCGCAUAAACGUGUCAAAGGUCAAGGAAAAGCGACCGAUGCUAUGGGUUAUUAUGCAGCAAGUGUGCAUGCUUUGCAAAAAGCCCUGACACCCUCCCAUGCAUCCGAAAAAGUCGGUGUGCCAGGCGUCGAUGCCAUGGUAGGGAUUGCCAUUUUGAUGAUCUUUGAGUUGAUGAGUGGGAAUCGAGAAGGGUAUGCAGCCCAUGUCUCUGCACUUGCAAGCAUGUUACAACAACUCGGCCCAGCAGCAUGCCGGACUGGUAUUCCAGCACUCUUAUUUGCUAGUAUCUUGAAACCCGAACAAGAUACAGCAUUGAUUUCUGGACGUGAUACCUUCCUGGCAAAUGACGAUUGGCUUGCCCUUGCACAAGCGCAGUUUCCAGGUGCUGUGAGUAAGUUUUGUCGAUUAUUUGCCGUCUCGGCGCGUGUCAUGGCACGAGAGAAUGCAUUCAAGCAACAAGUCCUCACUUGCUUUGCAGCAGGCUUGCCUGUUCCUGUUAGCUUGCCAGAGGCACGACGAGCGAAUGAGGAAAAGGCCAUGUCAUGCCUGUCGCAACUCAGAGAAAGCCUCGCAACGGUGGAACGCAUGCAACUCUUCAACCCAUCACCCAGCGAUUAUGCAUGGCCGCGUCUCUCAGCAUCGCCAUUCUUGCCGAGUAUUCGGGCAAAGUAUGUUCAGCUAACGGGAUUCUAUCCCAUGAUGGCAGCAUUGAUUGUCAAGCUAGACGCCUGUUUCGAUCGACAUUCAGCGGAAACGGAGGUUCUUGCUCGGAAAUGUGUCAUGCUGAGCCAGGAUGUGAUUUGUCGUGGGGGUGAGCCUGGUGUGCUUGUUCGGCAGAUUACACCUCUGAUGCUUGUUCAGCCGUUUUUGUUCAAGGCGGAGGAGAAGGCCUGGCUGAGUGAGUUGAGGGGCAUGAUGGAUGAGCAGGGCUUCGCUAUAGCGAGACCGUAGACAGCACUAGUACUGCAUGCUGUAAUUCAUUGUCGUUGCAUAAGAUAACCUUGUAUCUUUGGCAGCGGUUGAUGGUGCGUCGGUCUCUUCAGUACCAGAUGCCGACACUGGUCCGACAGUUUCCAAGGUUCCCAUUCAUUUGUGCCUGCGAUUUCAGCAACCCAAAAGACACGGAGUAUUGGCUAAACACACGGUAUCAUGCCACGUCGCCUUUUUAGCUAAUCCUACCAAUAAUUUAACCUGGCUCUCGAAGGCGGACCUCGGUUCGACAGCUUCGGAAGACUAGGUAACGAUGGAUGCACAUGGCUUGAUGCCAAAGUCAACCUGGUCUUUACCUUUUCACACAGUGCUUGUGCUCUGUGUCGCUCAGCAGAAUGAGCAGCAUUCUGCAAUAGCGUACGAGACUGCGCGCGGCUGUCUGAUCUACAGCACAUACGAUGAUACGACUUGACCUUGCUCGGGUCG
Molecule: messenger RNA, 2360 nt
Organism: Protomyces lactucae-debilis
Lineage: Eukaryota; Fungi; Ascomycota; Taphrinomycetes; Taphrinales; Protomycetaceae
Exons: 1
Coding region: 264-1895 (543 amino acids)
Biological process (GO): regulation of DNA-templated transcription
Molecular function (GO): zinc ion binding; DNA-binding transcription factor activity, RNA polymerase II-specific
Source: RefSeq, a predicted model, not a curated record